This is a messenger RNA of Clupea harengus (Atlantic herring), 2566 nucleotides long. RefSeq names its product cytochrome P450 2F2-like. Gene Ontology annotation, cellular component: intracellular membrane-bounded organelle; cytoplasm. Gene Ontology annotation, biological process: xenobiotic metabolic process. Gene Ontology annotation, molecular function: iron ion binding; heme binding; oxidoreductase activity, acting on paired donors, with incorporation or reduction of molecular oxygen, reduced flavin or flavoprotein as one donor, and incorporation of one atom of oxygen. The record is from RefSeq and is a predicted model, not a curated record. Lineage: Eukaryota; Metazoa; Chordata; Actinopteri; Clupeiformes; Clupeidae.
ACGUUGCUUGGAACUUAUUAACAGCGGUGAUCAACAGUCAUUCUACAGGUGUGCUGUAAUAACGUUGCUGUGUCAGUUAAGAUACCUUCUAAGUCUUUUCUGUUUGUUGUUUACAGUUUCACUCAGAAGUUUUCACCUGACAUUUGGGGAACAUCAACAAAGGAGCAAGGCACUCGCUUCCUGGCUCAUGAAACUCGAGUUUGGCUCGUACACACAUAAACACACAAAGAAAAGGAAGUGGGCGGGCCUCUGUUUAUCUCUGACUUAAAAACAAGAAAAAUGAGCCACAGUAAAAUCUAAGGAGCAGUAGUCAUCAUGUGGGGUGCUGUCAUUCUGGUGGGGAUCUGCAGCUGGCUUUUCUUCCUCCUGCUCAAGAUUCAAAGGCCGAACAAGUUUCCCCCUGGACCCCGGCCAAUACCUCUCUUUGGGAAUCUGCUGGAGCUCAACCUCAACAACCCUCUAAAUGAUCUACAGCGGCUGUCCGACCAGUAUGGUAAGGUGUUCAGUGUAUACCUUGGGUCACGGCCAGCAGUUGUCCUGACUGGAAUGGAGACGAUUAAGGAGGCUCUAAUUAAUAAAGCUGUAGAUUUUGCUGGCCGACCGCAAGACCUUAUGGUCAACCAUGCUACAGAAAACAAAGGUAUCAUUCUGGCUGACUAUGGUCCUGGCUGGAAAGAACACAGGCGCUUUGCCCUGAUGACCCUGAAGAACUUUGGUUUGGGGAAGCAAUCCAUGGAAAAAAAAAUCCUGGGAGAGAUUUCUUACGUUAUUUCAAAACUGGAGACCUUUGUUGGAAAAUCCAUGAGUCCUCAGACUCUGUUCCACAAUGCUGCAUCAAACAUUAUUUUCGCUGUUCUCUUUGGAGCCCGCUACGAGUACGACGAUGAGGUCCUUAAGCUUUUUGUCAGGCUCUACACUGAGAAUGCAAAGAUUGCCAACGGGCCUUGGGCCAUGAUAUAUGACACUUUUCCUCUGAUAAGAAGCUUGCCCCUGCCUUUUCAAAAGGCUUUUGAGAACACUGACACGGCAUUGAAAAUGGGUGCGAAUUUGGUCAAUGAGCACAAGAAGACCAGGGUCCCAGGGCAGCCAAAUGAUUUCAUUGACUGCUACCUGGACGAACUGGACAAGAGAGGGGAUGAUGGGUCCUCGUUUGAAGAGUCAAGACUUGUGAUGUAUGCUCUGGAUCUACACUUCGCUGGGACAGACACCACGUCCAACACUCUUCUCACCGCUUUCCUUUAUCUCUCUACUCAUCCAGAUAUUCAGGAGAGGUUUUAUCAAGAGAUUGUUGAGGUCCUGGAGGGGAAAGACGAGGCUUGCUUUGAAGACAGACACCGAAUGCCCUACACUCAGGCUGUUAUCCACGAAUCUCAGCGUGUCGCCAACACCGUCCCUCUCAGUGUGUUCCACAGCACGACUAAAGAUACAGAGCUACAGGGUUAUCACAUCCCAAAGGGCACUAUGAUCAUUCCCAAUCUGACCUCAGUGCUGUCUGAGGAAGGGCAGUGGAAGUAUCCUCGUGAGUUCAACCCUUCCAACUUCCUGAAUGAGCAGGGAGAGUUUGAGAAGCCGGAGGCAUUCAUGCCCUUCUCUGUUGGGUCCCGUGUGUGUCUUGGUGAAGGCUUGGCCCGUAUGGAGCUCUUUUUGGUCAUGGUCACUCUGUUGCAGCACUUCAAGUUUGGCUGGCCUGAGGAUGCGGGGGUUCCAGACUACACUCCUGUUUUUGGGGUGACCUUGACACCCAAACCCUACAGUAUGACUGUGAGUCUGAGGAGCACAGGACAGAGUUAGCCUGUAGAACCACAAUAGAACCAAUAAUAAAAUAAUCUGGUGGAAAAUGCUAGUUUUCCAUGCUUAACAUAGAGUUUCACACAAGGCCAAACAUUCUGGUCCGGAGGUCUUCUGGCACUGAACUCUUAACAGGUCCAAAGGCCAGGACAUGGAGAGGCAGCUUUUAGUUUCUAUGCUCCCAGCCUUUGGAAUACUCUGCCAGAAGACCAAUGAAUGGCUGAAACAGUGGAAACCUUUAAACGUGAACUUAAGACGUACCUCUUUAAUCGCGCCUAUCAUUCUGUGUAAUAUUGAUAUCAUGAUGGUAUGGUUUUUUCAUCCCUCUAAAAAUUCUGUGGCAAAUACAAGUGUUUGUAAUCCCCCCCCAUUUUGGCUAAAUACAAGUGUUUGUAAUCCCCCCCCAUUUUGGCUAAAGGCUAAACAUUGUCGCGUAGUAAUUUUGACUCUCGCACCUAUCUCCACUAAUCCACUCGUUUCAUUGCUUCCGCAACCAGUUCUGCAUACUUUAGCUACUACCUUUUAAAGGCUUCCUCAAUUGCAUCUUCAAAAGGAAUUGUUAACUCAAUAAAGUAAACAAUGCACACUCAGAACACAAUACCAUGGUGUGACCAGCAGUGAUAAUAAUGCACUGUGGAACUUGAUGCUGUCUUCUGACAUCAGCCAGCAAUCUCCAAUCUCACGCGUUGCCCCAUCUGCCUGGUGUCCACUCUUCUGCUCCUCUCGCACUAAAGAAAUUCAACUGUCCCUGUCAUUAAACAUAAUUUAUUCAAACACA